GCGCUGUGACGCUCAGCCGCGCCCUCGGAGUGAGGGUCUCUGCUGCGGACGCCGGGGGCUGGCGGGCCGUGGGCCGCCCCCGGCCUCGCGGAGUGUAGCGCGCCCGAAGGCCAGCGCCUGCCCGCAGUCCGCGGCCCGGUGCUCGGGCUGGGCGGGGAGGCAGACGCCGCACGGUACGCCGCCGGCACCGGCGCUUCCGCGUCGCCGGCUUCCGGCCACUGCGGCCGCCAUUUUGCUCGCGCGGAAGCACCGCGGUGGGGUGGGAGCCCCGCGGGCUGUGCGGCCGCCACCAUGCCGUCGUCCCCGCUGCGGGUGGCGGUGGUGUGCUCGAGCAACCAGAACCGGAGCAUGGAGGCGCACAAUAUCCUCAGGUAGUUGGGCUCCGCCCUGGCCCCGCGCGCUCAGCCCCGGCGACCGGCCCGCCAUUCUCCCCGGUUCCCCCUGGCCCGCGCCGGGCGCCCUGGGAGGAAGCUGGACCUGGCGGCGCUCGGGGGUCGGCUGGUAGGGAUGGCAGCGGGACGGCGGCGCGCGGCGCCCACACGCGGGCGGACAUCACAGGGAAGGCAGCUUCUGGGAUGAGGCGCCCGCUGCCGGGGGUUCUCCGAGCUCCCCGAGGCUGGGCCCGGGGCGAGGGUAGCAGCCGAAGUGAGGGGCUACGCGUCGCCGGCCUAUCAAGCAAACGGGGAUUCAGUGUCCGAUCCUUUGGAACAGGGACUCACGUGAAGCUUCCAGGACCAGCUCCGGACAAGCCCAAUGUUUACGAUUUCAAAACCACAUAUGACCAGAUGUACAAUGAUCUUCUUAGGAAAGACAAAGAACUCUAUACACAAAACGGCAUUUUGCACAUGCUGGACAGAAAUAAGAGAAUCAAGCCCCGGCCGGAAAGGUUCCAGAACUGCAAAGACCUGUUUGAUCUGAUCCUCACUUGUGAAGAGAGAGUGUACGAUCAGGUGGUGGAAGAUCUGAAUUCCAGAGAACAGGAGACCUGCCAGCCCGUGCACGUGGUCAACGUGGACAUCCAGGACAACCAUGAGGAGGCCACCCUGGGGGCAUUUCUCAUCUGUGAGCUCUGCCAGUGUAUCCAGCACACGGAGGACAUGGAGAACGAGAUUGACGAGCUACUUCAGGAGUUUGAGGAGAAGAGCGGGCGCACCUUCCUGCACACUGUCUGCUUCUACUGAGCCGGGCGCCCCGGCUGCCCUCUCCAGCUUCCUUCUAUUCAUACUUUUUCCUUCCUGACGUUUGUUUUUACUUACAGGUGUUCUGCUGGUAACGGUAGCAUGUGACACGGGAGGAGAGGUCCAAAUGCCACAUUAAAGCAAUCAAGUCUUUUCCUUCCCAUUUUUUAGUGGGAUAUUGAUUAUAGUUUUUUUCUUUAACCGAAGAGGAAAGACAGCAGUUUGUGUUAACUUCCCUGCUGUCCCCGUGUCCCCGUGCACCCGCUCCCUCCCCCCUUCCCACCCACGAGAUGUUCAAUGACCUGGAAUUGUCCAAUAAAUAGAUGCUGCUGUCA
Messenger RNA from Callithrix jacchus (white-tufted-ear marmoset), 1513 nucleotides. It is a transcript of the gene SSU72, whose product is annotated as SSU72 homolog, RNA polymerase II CTD phosphatase. Gene Ontology annotation, biological process: mRNA processing. Gene Ontology annotation, molecular function: phosphoprotein phosphatase activity. NCBI's taxonomy places the organism in Eukaryota, Metazoa, Chordata, Mammalia, Primates, Cebidae. Gene Ontology annotation, cellular component: nucleus. The record is from RefSeq and is a predicted model, not a curated record.